Micropterus dolomieu (smallmouth bass) is the source of this 1236-nucleotide messenger RNA. RefSeq names its product protein moonraker-like. Bases 183 to 623 code for a protein of 146 amino acids. The record is from RefSeq and is a predicted model, not a curated record. Gene Ontology annotation, biological process: centriole replication; protein localization to centrosome. The transcript is spliced from 2 exons. NCBI's taxonomy places the organism in Eukaryota, Metazoa, Chordata, Actinopteri, Centrarchiformes, Centrarchidae. Gene Ontology annotation, cellular component: centriolar satellite.
UGACACCUCUUUUGAAUUCAUCAUUCUCAGCCGAUAUCGGGGCACAGCAUGUGUUUCUGAUUAAUCACAGCGCUGCGCUCCACUCAGGCCCCCUCGUCAAUAAACGAGUUUCCCUCUUGUCCACAGCUGCAGCCCCUCAGAAGCUCUUUACCCACUUCCUACAGUCUUGAACGGUCAAGGUAAUGAAAAGGUUUGGUGGAUAUCUACUUGACUGCCUGGCCUUGUGUUUCCUCAGACACAAUAUCAAUUCUGAGAACAGCCUGACAGAGGAGGCAUCCCAAGACGAACAGCAGCCCAGACACAAUGCCGUGUUCCCAGGCCCAGUGGAGCGAAGCAGGGGGACUGUUAUCUCUGUGCCGGGCAGCAUGCUCAGAAACAUCCGGCGCUACCGGGAAGACUACGAGGCCUACCUGCGUGUUGUGGCUCACGAGGCUGUCGGCAGCUUCAACCCCUGGGCCAUCGCAGACAGCCUGGCAGAAGAGUUGCUGUCGGAGGCCCUGGCUGAUGUGGCAGCAGAGUUUCAGGACGUCGUGGAGGAAUAUGCCGAGGCCGUCUUCACCUCUGAGUUUCUUCAGCCAAUCCAGUCACCUCCUGCUUCAGCUGCGGCUUUGGUCAGCCAGUAGGAUGGUACAGCAUCAUGGAUGUAGCAGUUUCUUACAAAUUGUUAUUAAAUAUCAUGGGUCAAAGAUCAUUUUGUCGACCGAGAACUACGAUUAUUUUAUUUAUUUUUCUGUAGUUUCACAGGCGGAUAUUUCAUUUUGGAAUGAAGCAUAUGUAUUUAUUUUAUUAAUGUACAAAUUUGUACAUACAGUGUUUAUAGAACUCUAAUUUGUUGUGAUAACUUUAUUUAAUUGGAAUUGUAGAUAUUUUUUAAUGAAGCUGCAGCAGAUUAUAUUGUUGAAUUGCAGAGGGAGCAUUAGUCACAUCAGUCUUCAUGGUCCAUCUGUAUCUGCCUGCUACUUCUGGGAAAAUUAGUUUAGUUUAGAUAAGCUUGAAGAGACCUUUACAACAUUACAGAGGAGUAUAAAAUUACAGCCUUGCACUUGGUUUAAAUCUCUCCGCAUUACUCACACUUUCUAUUUUCAUUUUGGAAUAUGGAAAUAAAUGAAUUACAUUAGACCUCCACCCAAAUGAUGUACAAAGCCAAGGACAUCAUGUGUUUAAUUUUUUGUAAGUUGAUUUUCUCUUAUGCUGUACUGUCUAAAUAAAGGGAAGUCUUUGUUUUAGAGUUUUAAA